AUGGCUUCUGCGGCUUUCCCUGAGGCCGUCGAGUGCAAGAGCAAGAGCAAUGUUACGUACGCUUUCACCUGCGCCAUCCUCGCCUCCAUGGCAUCCAUCAUCCUCGGCUACGGAGCCUUCGCGGCCGGGCGAACGUCCGACUGGAUCGGCCGCCGAUUCACCGUCGUGUUCGCGGCCGCCAUCUUCUUCGUGGGCGCGUUGCUCAUGGGCUUCGCGGUCAGCUACGCCAUGCUCAUGGCCGGCCGCUUCGUGGCCGGCGUCGGGGUGGGCUACGCGAUCAUGAUCGCGCCUGUCUACGCCGCCGAGAUCUCUCCCGCGGCGUCCCGCGGCCUCCUGACGUCUUUCCCGGAUUUCUUCAUCAACCUGGGCAUCCUCCUCGGCUACCUUUCCAACUACGCGUUCGCGCGCCUCCCGCUCUACCUCGGCUGGCGCGUCAUGCUCGGCAUCGGGGCGGCGCCGUCGCUCCUGCUCGCGCUUAUGGUGUUCGUCAUGCCUGAGUCGCCUCGGUGGCUCGUCAAGAAUGGCCGACUCGCGGACGCCAGGGCUGUGCUGGAGAAGACCUCUGCCACGCCAGAGGAGGCCGCGGAGCGCAUAGCUGACAUCAAGGCGGCGGCGGGCAUCCUGAGGGACCUUGACGGAGACGUGGCAUCGGGCAGCGACUGCGUCGUCCUUUACAGCCCACGCGUGUUCAAGAGCGCAGGCAUCACCGGCGACGACCAGCUCCUGGGCCCCACCUGCGCCGUGGGCGCCAGCAAGACGCUCUUCAUCCUGGUGGCCACGUUCCUGCUGGACCGCGUCGGCCGGCGGCCUCUGCUGCUGUGCAGCGCAGGCGGGAUGAUGGCCUCGCUCAUCGGCCUCGGAACGGGCCUCACCGUAGUGGGCCACCACCCUGAGUCGAAGAUCCCGUGGGCCGUCGCCCUGUGCAUCGCCUCCACCUUGGCCUACGUCGCCUUCUUCUCUGUCGACCUCGGCCCAAUCACGGGCGUGUACACCUCGGAGACUUUCCCGCUGCAGGUGGGCGCGCUGGGCUUCGCGGUCGGCGUGGCGUCCAACCGCCUUACCAGCGGCGUCGUCUCCAUGACCUUCCUGUCUCUGUCGAAGGCCAUCACCAUCGGCGGCACCUUCUUCCUCUACGCUGGAAUCGCGGCGCUCGGGUGGGUCUUCUUCUUCACCUACCUCCCGGAGACUCGAGGUCAGACGUUGGAGGAAAUGGGCAAGCUGUUCGGCAUGGAAGACACGGACAUGGCUGAAACAGAAAACACCGCUGCCAAGGAGAAAGUAGUGGAAAUGCCCACGAGCUAG
Molecule: messenger RNA, 1302 nt
Organism: Miscanthus lutarioriparius
Lineage: Eukaryota; Viridiplantae; Streptophyta; Magnoliopsida; Poales; Poaceae
Source: the annotation of a GenBank genome assembly